GAGAAAAAAGAGCACAGCAGCACCCUAACCGCUGCCAUAUUUUUCAAAAAUCUGAAAGUCUCUUCAGAUUCUACUUCCAAGUUUCUAAUCUCUUACUAAGUGAAGUCUUAUAUUUAGCUUUCGCCAUUAAAGAAACUAACAAGCAUUAAUACACCAUUCUUAUACUCAAACCCCUUUAAACCCUACUUCUCAUUCCCUUAACCAAAAUGUUCUCUCCGGGAACAAAGAGAUCGAAUUUCAGUGCUCGUAAGAGUGGCCGUGAAAAACCUACUACUGGUUCACCGGUGACGCCGUUCACCGAGAAUAGAAAGCCGCUUGAUGAUAAUUCUCCUAUACCUAAUCGCCCUAAUACUGGUACUCCUGCUCCCUGGGCUUCCCGUCUUUCUGUUCUCGCCAGAAUCCCACCUGCAAAGAAGAGUGAUAAAGGAGAAGAGACUGAUCCAAUUCAACCUGUCUAUGUCGGAGAGUUUCCACAAGCCCUACGCGAUGAACAGGACGUUUUGCUUCAGAAAUAUGCUCCUGGUAAUGCGUCCAUCUCUGGCGGAAUGGAUAAGGAAACUUCCUUGGCGUGGGUUAUAUGUGGCAACAAACUCUUUGUUUGGAGUUACUUAUCACCUGCAGCUUCUAGGAACUGCAUUGUUCUUGAUCUUCCUUCGAUGAUGUCUGAAAAUGAAGAUACUGGAAAAUUUUCUAAUGAUUGGUUUGUUUGUCUCAUCAAUUGGGCUAGGAAUACCAAUAAAGUUUCCCCACAGUGCAGUUCUGCUGGUAUUGUUGCCUGUAAUCGGAGAACUCGAAAUCUCGUAUACUGGCCAGAUAUCUACUCUGCAACUCGGAAUGAACCAGUAGUAAGUUUUCCCGAGGAGUCUGAGGUGAGUUGUUCUUCUGAUGUGAAGGGCACCCCAACCAAGUUGCGGCAGCAGAAUAAACCUGGGAGCAGCGUUACUCGUUCAAAUUCUCUCAACUGUUUGAUUGCUUGUGCCGUCCCUGAGGCUCAUCACAAUCAUGCCUCUGUUGCUCUUGCUUGUAGUUCUAAUGGCGAACUUUGGCAAUUUGUCUGCAGCCCCAGUGGUAUUCAGCGCAGAAAGAUGUAUGAGGACAUGUUAAGUAAGAACUCUCAAGGAAAUGAUGGUGGGCAGUUCUUUGGAGGCAGGGGUUACCCUAGAUCACUGGUUUGGCAGUCUCGUUCCCAUUCUUUGGACAAGUCCAACAGGCAGUUUCUUUUAUUGACAGAUCAUGAAAUACAAUGUUUUGCUAUUGAACUUUCUCCCUCUUUCAAUGUUUCUAAGAUCUGGACUCAUGAAAUCGUUGGCACUGAUGGUGAUCUGGGUAUCCAGAAGGAUCUGGCAGGGCAGAAGCGUAUUUGGCCUCUGGAUUUGCAGAUUGAUAAUGAUGGCAAGGUUAUUACUAUUCUCAUUGCAAUUUUUUGCAAGGAUCGGAUCACCAGUUCAAGCUACACUGAGUAUUCACUUCUAACCAUGCAAUAUAAAUCUGGAGUGAAUGUCUCCUCAGAAUGUGUGCAGCCACAUGAAAGGAUUUUAGAGAAAAAGGCUCCUAUCCAAGUGAUAAUUCCUAAAGCUAGACUUGAGGAUGAACAGUUUUUAUUCUCUAUGAGAUUGAAGGUUGGGGGUAAGCCAGCUGGUUCAGUGAUCAUACUUUCUGGUGAUGGCACUGCAACUGUCUCACAUUACUGGAGAAAUUCUACCCGUCUUUAUCAAUUUGAUCUUCCAUAUGAUGCUGGAAGGGUUCUUGAUGCAUCAGUUUUCCCUUCCGAUGAUGGUGAGGAUGGCGCUUGGGCUGUUCUAACUGAAAAAGCUGGAGUUUGGGCUAUACCUGAGAGGGCAGUUUUACUUGGUGGAGUUGAACCACCGGAGAGAAGUUUGUCACGUAAAGGAAGCUCUAAAGAGAGGUCCUCUCUGGAAGAGAGGAAAAAUUUAUCUUUUGCAGGUAAUAUUGCUCCAAGAAGGGCGACUUCAGAAGCAUGGGAUGCUGGAGAUAAACAAAGGCCUGGUCUAACUGGAAUUGCACGUCGAAAUGCUCAAGAUGAAGAAUCUGAAGCUUUACUAAAUCAGCUUUUCCAUGAGUUUCUUUUAUCUGGGCAUGCGGAUGGUGCUUUCGAUAAACUGAAGACGUCAGGGGCAUUUGAAAGAGAGGGUGAAACAAAUGUUUUUGCAAGGACAAGCAAAUCAAUUGUGGAUACCCUUGCAAAACAUUGGACAACCACCAGAGGUGCUGAGAUUGUGACUUCGUCUGUCGUGUCCUCGCAACUUUUGGAGAAGCAGCAGAAGCAUAAAAGAUUCCUUCAAUUCCUGGCUUUAUCCAAGUGCCAUGAAGAACUAUGUUCUAGACAGAGGCAUGCUUUGCAUAUUAUCAUGGAACAUGGUGAAAAACUUGCUGGCAUGAUCCAAUUGAGAGAGUUGCAGAACGUGCUCAAUCAGAACCGUGCCUCAGGAGCUGGCUCUUAUUCAACUACUGAGAUGUCGGUUUCUGGUUCCCUGUGGGAUGUCAUCCAAAUGGUAGGCGAAAGAGCUCGCCGAAGAACAGUUCUUUUGAUGGAUAGGGAUAAUGCUGAAGUUUUCUACAGUAAGGUCUCAGACCUUGACGAAUUUUUUUAUUGCUUAGAGAGAGACCUUGAUUACAUUAUCAGUGAAAAGAUGACAGUUUCUGUUCUAUUCCAAAGAGCAUGUGAACUCUCCAGUGCCUGUGUGACUUUGCUUCGCACAGCCAUGACUUGCAGAAAUGAAAAUCACCUCUGGUAUCCUCCGUCUGAGGGAUUGACUCCAUGGACUUGUCAAGAAAAGGUGCGGAAUGGGCUCUGGAGCCUUGCAUAUUUUAUGCUUCAACUGGUGAAGGAAAAUAAUUCCCUGGAUGAUACCGUAAAAUUAGAUUUUCAUGCACACCUUGAAGUUCUAUCUGAUGUACUAUUGGAAGCAUAUUCUGGUGCUAUCUGUGUGAAAGUUGAGCGUGGAGAAGGACACAAAAGUCUGUUAGAUGAGUACUGUAAUAGAAGAGAUGAACUCUUGGAAUGUCUUUACCAGCAAGUGAAAGAUUUAGUUGAAGGCAAACUGCAGGAUUUAGGUGAAGCAGCUGAGGAGCAAAAGCUAGAGAUUUUUGGAAAGCUUUCCUCAGCCUUGUUGUCUCUUGCAAAAAGACAUGAAGGUUACAAAACUCUAUGGAGUAUAUGCUGUGAUAUCAAUAAUACUGACCUACUUAAAAAUCUUAUGCAUGACAGCAUGGGACCUAAACGAGGCUUUAGUUACUUUGUGUUUCAACAACUGUAUGACAACAGACAGUUCUCUAAGCUUAUGAGACUUGGGGAGGAAUUUCAGGAAGACCUAGCAAUAUUUUUGAAACAGCAUCAGGAUCUCCUUUGGCUUCAUGAAAUAUUCCUUCAUCAAUUUUCUGAAGCUUCUGAAACUCUACAUCUUUUGUCUCUUUCACCAAAUGAUAGCUCCGCUAUGGAUACUGAAACCAACUCAUUUGGCACCACCAUAAAAACAAGUUUGGUGGAAAGAAGGAGGCUUCUGAAUCUCUCGAAAGUAGCUGCAUUGGCAGGAAGAAGUGCUAAUUUUGAAUCAAAGGUGAAGCGCAUAGAGGCUGAUUUAAAGAUUCUGAACUUGCAGGAAGAAAUAAUGAAACUCCUUCCGGACGAUGAAAGGCAAAAUAUUAGCCAGCAGCUUCUUCCUCCGGUGGACCUUAUUGAAUUGUGCCUUAAAACUCAGGAUAGGGAGCUUUCGUUGAGAGUUUUUGACAUUUUUGCAUGGACCAGCUCCUCUUUUAUCAAGUCUAAUGCAAGCCUCUUGGAGGACUGCUGGAGAAAUGCCUCCAAUCAGGACGACUGGGAGAGGCUGUAUCAAGCAUCAGUAGAUGAGGGAUGGGGUGAUGAGGAGACUUUGAGCAUUUUAAAAGACACCAUUCUUUUCCAGGCUUCCAGCAGGUGCUAUGGCCUCAAAGCUGAAACUUUUGAGGGCAAUUUCCAGGAAGUGCUGCCACUGAGGCUAGAAAAUUCCGAGCAAGUGACUUUAAAGAACAUGGAAUCCUCUGUGGAAACAAUACUGAUGCAGCACAAGGAUUAUCCUGAUGCCGGCAAGUUAAUGCUCACAUCAGUUAUGCUAGGAAGUGUUCAUUCCGAUACCAUUAGUAUUGUGGAAGAGGAGGGACCUACCCCAAUGGAGUAAUUGUCCUAGCAUUUGAAUGACUGGGACAUUUGAGCUAACCCUGCAUAAUUGCAGUGUUUCUUUUGCCGCUUGAGCAUGAGCAUGAGCAGCUUGAUCUGCAGUUCUUUAACACCGAUGGAUGAAAUUGUAUAUGGCAAUCGUGUUUCUUUAUCAGUGCUCGUUGAAGUUGAAUCAAUGCAGGGUGAGUGCUUGGAGGUGUCAAACAAAGUUUGUUUAGAAUGAUUGAUGAGCAGUGCCGGAACAUUGGGCUCUUUUAAGAGUUCUAAGUCACCAAGCAGGGGAGAUUUUGCCUUGUAAAUUUAGCUAAAAUGUACUUUAUGAUUUUCUUUUAAAAAAACUUUUGCCUACUUUCCUAGGAGGUCUGUUUUGCUGUCAUUCAGACAUACUGCGUGUUUAUCACAAAUCCAAGGUAUUUUGGCUUGAUGA
Solanum stenotomum is the source of this 4601-nucleotide messenger RNA. Its product is annotated as nuclear pore complex protein NUP133. Lineage: Eukaryota; Viridiplantae; Streptophyta; Magnoliopsida; Solanales; Solanaceae. The transcript is spliced from 8 exons. The coding region runs from base 207 to 4175 and encodes 1322 amino acids. Gene Ontology annotation, cellular component: nuclear pore outer ring. Gene Ontology annotation, molecular function: protein binding; structural constituent of nuclear pore. Gene Ontology annotation, biological process: protein import into nucleus; transcription-dependent tethering of RNA polymerase II gene DNA at nuclear periphery; poly(A)+ mRNA export from nucleus. The record is from RefSeq and is a predicted model, not a curated record.